CAAAAUAUUCAGACAUUUUACAGCCGUGUGAUUCGUCAACGCCCCUCAGUCAUGUGAUGUUGCAUUAUUUAAAUCUGAGUAUAGUCAGAUUUCACUCAGAUGUCACAGUCCUUUAAUCGGGGCUGUCUGCUGAUAUUCACAUACCUUCACAAUGGCCGUGCCAACACUUCCUCCCGCACCGGGUGAUCACGCGCUUAGAGUUUUCAUCGUACAAAUCGCCAGUGAUAUGACAGAUGAUAACUUGGAAGUUAUGAAGUUUCUCAUAAGAGGAUUCUGUGGUAUGAGGCGACGUGUUCUAGAUGGCAUAACAACUCCACUGCGGCUGUUUGAAAUAAUCAUGGAAAAUGGUUACGUGAACGUCAAUAGUAUCAUGGUUCUGCAGAGCCUUUUGUGGCACAUUAAUAGGAAAGAUCUGUUCCAAAGAGCGAUAGAGUUUGGUGAAGAACAGAAGGAUGUGUUUUACGUGCAUACACCUAAUCCAAGACCAGCAAGGGGUUGCAAAUAUGUGAAGUUUCACGUCAAAGGGAGACUCAACCGGAAUACAGUUGAAGAGUUACAGUCUAACGUCGCCAGAUGGCUUACAGUUCCCUCAUCCCUUGUAGUGGUUGCAGGCGUGGAGGUUACAGACAGCUUCAACAUUACUCUCAUGAUCCCCGAAAUAAGCACUGAAAUGUUGCGAAAAUAUAUCCCUUUGAACAGUGACUGGUUGAUGUCACGCGGAAUCGACACCUGCAAAAUAGAUGGGGAGGACAUUGAUCUAACAGAUGGGUUAUCCAUCAAAUAUAAACCAGAAAAUCUGAAGUCCUCUGUAAACUGCUUGACGAGUGAUGAAAUGCACCUUCCAUGUAAAGGCGAUGCCAGCCUCCUUCCCAAAGAAAGCGACGAUCUGUCAUUACAAGAACUGAGACGACUAAUGGACCAAAAUAAAUUUUUGCAAAGCCGAGUGGAAACCUUACAAAAGCUCCGAGAGCCAAAGCCUACUCCAUAUAAGUCGGUUUCAGAUUCCCGUAAGACAAAACACUCAUCGGAGAAGAUUGUAGGAGGAAAAACCCCCAAAAUGUCUUUAAAUGGAAAGCGCGUUCGGGUGCCUAAAAUCCCUGUGGCAUCCGCUUGAUCAAACACUUCUGGCCGGCUGUGCAGAUAUUAAAGGCUCGUUCGUUACGAAAGUGGCCAUCACCAGCUAAUUAACGGCCGUGUUGACUGAACCCUGGUCUCUGUCUGAGAUUUACUAUCUAUCUAAACUCAUACUACAACCUGUGUCUCCGUCUUAAGUGACUCAACCCUGGUCUCUGUCUGAGAUUUACUAUCUAUCUAAAUCCAUAC
Molecule: messenger RNA, 1323 nt
Organism: Liolophura sinensis
Lineage: Eukaryota; Metazoa; Mollusca; Polyplacophora; Chitonida; Chitonidae
Exons: 8
Coding region: 152-1114 (320 amino acids)
Biological process (GO): regulation of apoptotic process
Molecular function (GO): protein binding
Source: RefSeq, a predicted model, not a curated record